Messenger RNA from Oncorhynchus tshawytscha (Chinook salmon), 1720 nucleotides. Its product is annotated as alpha-1,3-mannosyl-glycoprotein 4-beta-N-acetylglucosaminyltransferase C-like. The coding region runs from base 76 to 1554 and encodes 492 amino acids. Gene Ontology annotation, biological process: protein N-linked glycosylation. Gene Ontology annotation, molecular function: acetylglucosaminyltransferase activity. The transcript has 4 exons. The record is from RefSeq and is a predicted model, not a curated record. NCBI's taxonomy places the organism in Eukaryota, Metazoa, Chordata, Actinopteri, Salmoniformes, Salmonidae.
CAGAUGCGUGACUGUUUGAUCUGUGAAAAAGCGGCCAGCGGGUCACACAUAUUGGCACAAAAGAGAAGCUGACAAAUGACUGUCACCAUCAUGAGGCUGGUGUGGAAGUCCCUGGACAAGAUGAGGUAUUUCCGUAAACGCUCCACCAUCCCCUUUCUGGGGGUCCUGAUCACCUGUCUCCUCUUCUUCAAUCUCUACAUGGAGGAUGGAUACAUGAUGGAGGCGGGUAAAAGACCUCUGAGAGAGACAUCAAUGCAUCCUUCAAACACUGAGAGAUAUGUUCACACCUUCAGAGACCUCACUAAUUUCUCUGGAACCAUAAACGUCACAUAUCGUUACCUCGCUGGGACCCCACUGCCCCGAAAGAAAUAUCUAACCAUUGGAUUGUCAUCCGUGAAAAGAAAAAGAGGAAAUUACCUCAUGGAGACGAUCAAAUCUAUUUUUGACCAGUCCAGUUAUGAUGAGCUGAAAGAGAUUGUGGUGGUGGUCCACCUGGCAGACUUUGACCUGGCCUGGUGUGAAAACCUGGUGCAGGACAUUUCCAGGAAGUUUGCCCACCACAUCAUCGCUGGGCAUCUCCUGGUGAUCCAUGCCCCUGAGGAGUACUAUCCAUCACUGGAUGGGCUAAAAAGGAACUACAAUGACCCAGAGGACAGGGUACGAUUCCGCUCCAAGCAGAACGUGGACUAUGCCUUUCUCCUCAACUUCUGCACCAACCUCUCUGAUUUCUACAUGAUGCUGGAGGAUGAUGUGCGCUGCUCACGGAACUUUCUGACAUCCCUGAAGAAGGUGGUCACCUCCAGGGAAGGCUCCUACUGGGUGAUGCUGGAGUUCUCCAAGCUUGGCUACAUAGGGAAGCUCUACCACUCAAGAGACCUGCCACGCCUGGCACACUUCUUGCUCAUGUUCUACCAGGAGAUGCCCUGUGACUGGCUCCUCAUUCACUUCCGGGACCUGCUUGCCCAGAAAGACGUGAUCCGCUUCAAGCCCUCCUUGUUCCAGCACAUGGGCUACUACUCCUCAUAUAAAGGGGCAGAGAACAAGUUGAAGGAUGAUGACUUUGAAGAAGACUCCAUUGAUAUCCCUGACAACCCUCCUGCUAGCCUGCACACAAACAUUCAUGUAUUUGAAAACUAUGACGCCACCAAGGCUUAUAGCAGUGUGGACGAAUACUUUUGGGGGAAACACCCCUCUACCGGAGACUUCUUUGUCAUUAUCUUACACGAACCAACUCAAAUCAGCAAGAUAAAAAUUGUGACAGGAACGGACGAUCGUCAGAACGACAUCCUGCACCAUGGAGCUCUGGAAGUAGGAGAGAAGCUGGUGGGGACAAAAAGAGGAAGGCAGUGUUCUACCUACAUCACGUUAGGGGAGUUUAAAUAUGGCAACAUUGAGGUUCAAGACGUGGACCACAAGAUUGCCUUUGACAUUGAGUGUGUUCGUAUUGUGGCGACUGCCAGUCAGAAAGAAUGGCUGAUCAUUAGGACUAUAAGUCUGUGGACGGCACAACCUCCCAGUCAAUGGUACACGGAGGGACCAUACCGUUUAGACUAAAGUUUUAUAUUCACGUGCCUAUUCAUUUAUAUUGAUUAUAUGUUGGAGGCUCUAUGGUUUCUUUUAUUAUCCGUUAUAUUUGACAUACAGUAAAUAUUUGAGGAUUUGAACGUUAAUUGGGUUCAACGUUGUAUUUUUGUUAUAAAAUAAAAUACAGACAAAUGGG